Molecule: messenger RNA, 2778 nt
Organism: Musa acuminata AAA Group (dessert banana)
Lineage: Eukaryota; Viridiplantae; Streptophyta; Magnoliopsida; Zingiberales; Musaceae
Exons: 3
Coding region: 35-1156 (373 amino acids)
Source: RefSeq, a predicted model, not a curated record
CUCUCUGUCUCUCUGCCAUAGAAGCUACGACUUGAUGGGGCGAUCGGCCGGCCGGAUGCAAUUCCCGAAAGGCGCCGUUCUGGCGAUCCGCUCUGCCAUAACGAUAACCCCUAGACUGGCCCACCACCACGGCGGAAGGCGGCGUGGCUCCGCCGCUCCGAUCCUGUGGUGGAAGCUCCACGACGCGGUCCGAUUGGUGAAGACGCCAGAGCAAGCCGGCGCUCGUGGAAAGAGUCAUCAGGAGAAGGAGUGUGAAGUGGGAAAACCGGAGGGCGCCUUCUCAGCGACGAAGCUCGCGGCGGCGUUGUGGCAUUUGCAGCAGGUGGCGGGAGUUAAAGGCAGCGGACGACGAGGGAGGGGCGGUCGGCUUGGGUUCAAGCUUGAAUCUUGGGGCAAGUUUCACAAUUUUGCAUUGGAGAGGGCAACAAAAUGGGAUAUUGGGUGCUUAAUACCUGUGCGUGAGACUUGUCAUAAUCAUGGUCACCAGAAACUUGUCAAUACUCGGCUGAACACUGCUUCUGUCACUUCUUCUCUGUGGGAAGAGCUCGAGCAGGCUCAUCUCUACCUUGAUGAGCUUCAAAAUGAGAGACAGUCAGCGAGGCAAAAGCUGUGUUGCUUCAUGAGGAAGCCUUGGGAGGAAAAGGCUUCAUGGCAGAUCAGUAAGCAUGAGAAAGUUCGGGACAUAAUAGCAGCCAUCAAGGAUGACCUCAACAGAGAGAGGAGAAGCCGGAAGAGGAUGGAGAUUAUGAGCUCCAAGCUGGUGAGUGAGCUUACCGAGGCCAAGUUAUCGGCAAAGCAGUACUUGCAGAACUAUGAGAAGGAGAGGAAGGAACGUGAGCUUAUCCAGGAGGUGUGCAACAAGCUUGCAAAAGAGAUCGGAGACAACAAAGCUGAAGUAGAAUCUUUGAAGAGGGAAUCAACAAAACUCCGAGAGGAAUUGGAUGAAGAGAGAAACACGUUGCAGAUGGCAGACGUUUGGCGUGAAGAGAGGGUACAAAUGAAGCUGGUAGAUACAAAACUUAUGCUCGAGGAGAGACACUCGGAGUUGAUUAAGCUUCAAGCUGAUUUAGAUGCUUUUCUCAGAGGACAUGGCAGUACACGUGCAAAUACAUCAGUGCAGAAAGCUGAUGUGCCCAGGGAAGCUGGGUUUGGGUAAAAGCUUCGGUAUGAGAUUACAGACUUUCUUGGCAGCGGUGUCGGCACCACAUGGAAAACACCAUCACAAUCAUGAUGAUGUCCCAAUCAAAACCAACUCCCCUUCUUCUCCACGUGAAUCAAAGCAAAUAAUUUGAUUAGAGAGUUGAAAUAAGAUUCCAAAGCAUAGUAAGAAGCCUAUUAGAGGAGACAAGCCUAAGUAAUGCGUGUAAGGAGCUGAGCUAUGUGUCUGGAUGCAGGUGCUUCAGUUCUUUGAACAGAUGGAAGAUUGGAUUAAUCUUGAGCUACUUUUGUCUCAGAUCUAUGCCUCGUUGCAGUGGAACUACAGCCAUAAUUAUCUAUGGUCAUCUUAGACUACAGUAGCAUACAAGAUUCAUAUAAUUCAUACAAUUUUGACCAGGAAAGGUAACGCGAAGAAGAAGAUACCAUGACUUGAACUCGUUUAUAUUAUAGGGGUGCGAUUAUUAUCACAUGAGGUCUCUCACGAGCCUUUGAUCGGUGCGAGUCAUGUCAACGUUGGCCCACCUCGAACGAUCGAUUUGUCGCCACUGAUCAUGGAGAUGCCACAUGUCUUAUGAUUUGUGUCCAUGAUUCGUAGUGAGCCCAUCGAUAACGAUCGUAAUUUCAUUUUUUCUUGGGGUAUACUCUAACGAUGUUCUCAGAUAAAUCUUGGUCCGACCAAUAGCAAUUCCUGCCCCAGAACGUACCCACGUGCGCAUGGGCCCACCACUUUCGGACAAGAGCUUAGACUGCUACGUCUAAUGAGCUCCACCGAGAAUGGACGAAAUGAAACCAAGCCCCAAAUGACGCGCUUCGGCCUAUAAAUAAUAGCGGCGCCGGCAGUUCCUUCGCGACCGCGUGGUUCUUACGACGGACGAUCCUCCCUCCCUCACUGCGCGUACCCUUGGGCGGCGGCGGCGACUAUGGCCAAGGGGCGCAGGCGCGGGGCGGAGCGGCUCCUCGGCCCCACCGCCCGUUGCGAUGGCGGAGGCGCCGCCGAUCUUCCCGACCUCUCCGAGGACGACGUCUGGCCCGCCGUCCUCACCGCCGCCGACGAUCACCCGGCCUUCUCCGCCGCCGUGGACGACGGCGACCACCACGAUAUGGGCCGGCCCGGGACGGGCCUCACCGGCGCCCGCCGCUGGGCCGAUCGGCACGUCGGCGGGCUCUCCCUGGCAUUGGAGGACGCGUACCCAGGGGCGCCGGCCCCCCAUCCGCCAUACGAGCGGCACAGCGUGGUGGCGGCGGCGGCUUCGGCUCCCGUGGACGUGCCAGUGUGGCCGUGGGCGCUCCGGACCCGCUCUGGAGGGCCGUCACCGGAGCGGGAGGAGGAAGACGCGGAUGGGGAGUGGCUGCCGCCGCACGAGUACUUGGCCAGGGCGCACGGGAGGUGCCUGGCGACGUCGGUGCUGGAAGGCGCGGGGAGGACCCUCAAAGGCCGCGACAUGAGCCGGGUUCGCGACGCAGUUUGGAGCCAGACCGGCUUCUCCGGUUGAACCUGUAAUCCGUCCACCCGAGCCGUCCCGACUUUUGAAGCACUCCUUUCCUCUCUCUUUACAACACCCCCCCUUCUUUUUUCCUUUUCCCAAAAACAAGCAAACAUAAAAAAAGUGAGAUUAUUGA